This is a messenger RNA of Pocillopora damicornis (cauliflower coral), 1319 nucleotides long. RefSeq names its product myeloid protein 1. The record is from RefSeq and is a predicted model, not a curated record. NCBI's taxonomy places the organism in Eukaryota, Metazoa, Cnidaria, Anthozoa, Scleractinia, Pocilloporidae.
UCGAAUACUUGAGCUCGUAAGUAGUGCUGAAGUAAAACUUUGAAAUCACGGACUAGUUUGUCCUGAUAAAUUGCUAACUUCCGUACGGGAGUUUUGCCAAAUUACAAGCUUAACUUCAAGAUGGGAAAGGAAAAAAAUGCUUUGUGAAACAGUUAGAAAAUUCACACAUUCCAGGGAUCGUUUAAUUUGGAGGACCUCUUCUUUCUCGAAUGAAAAAACUUUAUGGAGUAUGGCACUCAGGACAAAAUGGCUUUGUCUUGGCUUAUUGCACUUGUGUUGCUAGCCUACCUUAGGAAGAAAAUAAAUAUGUGGUAAAUGUGUAUUAGUUUUGCGGGAUAAAUGUAUUAAUUAAGUUAAAACGUGCGUUUUGUAAGACAGCGCCGCCAUUCUGUUUUAACAAAGACCAAUCAAUCAUUACGCUGUUAAAAAAAACGUUUCUUUUUAUAUUCGGUAUUUCAGCACCGUUGCAGUACAUGUAAACAAUGCCUGAACCACUGGUCGAGGUAAACGGAUAUAAAUAGCAUUUUUCCUAGAUGAGGUAAUAUAGAAAACGCCCUAUAUAUAAACGUUUGUAACGCGGUCUUUAUGAUCAAUGCCCCUGAGACUUACGGAAGAACAGGUAGAAAAGGCAAUUCUCAACAUGAAAUAUCCGAUCUUCGUUACCAUCGUUUUCAUAGGAAUAUUUCAGUCUCAAGAAGUUUUUGGCUGCGGCGGUGGAAGCAAGCCUAAGCCAAAGCCACCAACACCUGGUGGUAGCAAAUGUUUUGCGCAGAUUUGCUCCAGUAAUCCUUCCAAUCGAAUAAGAGGAACAGAUCGGCAUGGCAGUGGUGCUUUUGGAGCACCGAGGGGGAGUCGUACCCAUAAAGGCGUUGAUAUCGUGUGUGCUGUGGGAUCUCGUGUGUACGCUCCAUUUCCCGCGAGUGUUGUCCGUGGACUUACUGUGUAUAGUGCAUCGAAACAUCGCGGCAAGCCAUACAACACUGGCCUUGAACUUAGGGGAACUGGAGCCUGGACAGGUUAUAAAGUAAAAAUGUUUUAUGUGAGGAAGACAAUCAGCAAUGGAAGAAUCGUGGCUUCAGGGGAUUCCAUUGGCACCAUGACUGACAGGGCAUCUGUGGACCCUGGGAUGACAAACCAUGUUCAUGUGCAGCUCUACAAGGAUGGGGCGAUAGUGAAUCCCACUUCUUUUGUUAACUGUUAGGAAUCUGUUGUUAGGCUAGCUGUAAGGAGUGAUUUUUAGCCUGCAAUAAAUUAGCACAAAUAGUUAUUUCAACAGUGGAGUAGGAAAAUAAAAGUUGUUCAAAUCAAAGAAUCUGACA